AUGCAGCUGGAACUUCAGUGCAGUCCAAUGCAGAGUGAUGGAAUUGACAGGUUUCGAAUGCAGUCACUGCCACAGGUGGACGAUUUCGAGCAUUUCACAGAGAACGUUGCCAUGGACUACAAGUUUGAUUUGUAUGCUCCCCAAGAUGUUCAGAUGUCAGAUGCAUUGCAACCACAUACAACAGAUGCUCAGCGUUCAAGUGAAAUUCCAGUGACAAUCGAUGCAACUGGAGGUGUUCAGUCUGCAGGGGUGACGUCCUAUGAGCUCAUACGAGGGCAUGCCUAUCGAGGACGUUUGUGCCAAUUUGCAGAGCCAGUCAUGUGCUUUGUUGGGGACACCAAUCAACACAAGGGCAUCAUACCUGGAAUUGACGAUGAGGCAGCCCCAGAUCCUGAUGAACUUGAUGAGGUUGAUGCUACAGCAGGCACUGGAUCAGCAGUCUUGCAAGAUGGUGAUGGAACAGAGCUGCAAACUUUUCCAGUUACACCGUUGAUUCCUUUGGCUCCACGCACACCCAUGCCAGAACCAACACAAGAGGUUCAGGCACCAAGGAGGACACCACCUCCACCUACAGCAGUGGUUUCAGCGCCAGUUGAGGGUGCUGAGCAGGCGGGGCCAAUGCAGAUGGACUCCACAGUUGCCACACGUGUUGCAGAUACAGCUGUUGAGGGAGAACCAGAAGCAAAAAGACAAAGAACAACAGUACGACGCAUUGGAGAUGAAGAACUGCAACAUGUUGACAUGGACGUUGAUGAACUCUUUGAAAGCGUUUCUCAGGAGACAUUUUUCACUGAGUACUUUGGCAAUGAGGAUACAACAGAUGAUGAUCCUUUCAUGGACGAUGAUUGUUUGUGGCAGCCGUUUUCUGAAUUGGAGCCAUGCUUGGACCCAGAGCUUCUUGCAAAGAUCGAUGAAUAUGGUGACAAAGUUGAAAUCAUGAGGUUGACUUCAAUGCAGGUGCUCACAACUCCAGAGCAAUACAAAGGUGAGUGUGGCAAACCUCUUUCAGCAAAGUUUGUGCGUACGUGGAGAAAGAAAACGCGCAAAGAAUAUGACUCAGUUGGAAACUUGGUGAGUGAAGGACCUGCUUGGAUGAGACGUUCCAGGUUAGUUGCAAGAGAGUUCAAUUGGCUGGAAUCAAGGGAGGACACUUUCAGUCCUGCAACAAGCUCAGCAGUGGUCAAGCUGUUGCCAGCCUUAGCCAUGUCUGAUGGCUUCAUACCCAAUGCAGUGCUUGGAACGUUGGACAUCAGCGAUGCCUUUUUGCAGGUGCCUCAGAGUUUGCCAAGAGCUGUUACAAUCAAUGGUUGCUCACACAUCAUUUUACGAUGUUUGCCUGGACAGCGCGAUGCAUCACGGUUGUGGUUCAACUACUUUGUCGGACGUGUUCAACACCAUGUGGAUGCUGUGUCUUGCAAAGAACAGCCUUGCAUUUUGCGUGUCAAGAACUUUGGAGUGCUUUUACUGCAUGUGGAUGAUGUGCUUUUCAUGGGUGAUGAAAGGUGGCUCAGGGAUACUCUCAUUCCCAAACUGGAAAGUGAGUUCAAGAUGACAUACACCAUCAUUUCAAGAGAGACUGGUGGUGGCUUUGAGUUUCUGAAACGUUACCAUGAGAUUGCGCCUGAGUACACAUCACUCACCGUUCACCCAGAGGCCAAGCAUGUUUGCACUUUGUUUGACCGUUUUACUGCAGCAAAUGGAAAACCACCAAAGCUGUUCAAGACUCCUUGCGUGUCCUCUCCAAGCUAUGCCCCAGAUGAAAUGCAACCUUUGUCAGAUUCCCUCUCUGCAGAAUACCGUUCCUUGGUUGGGAUAGCAAUGUACAUGGCACAAGAGCGUUUUGAUAUACAGUAUGCAACAAAGACGCUGGCUUCAGGCCUCAAGGACCCAACUUGGAAAGCAUGGUUGAGUUUGGGAAGACUGAUAGGAUACCUGCGUUACAGUGAAAGCUUUGCUUUGAGAAUGGAAAAAUGUGAGAAAGGGCAGAGUUUCAUGGAAACAGUGCUUGGAGUGGAUACCCAGCGUAGCAGAAACAAUUUGGAAGUGUACACCGACAGUGACUGGGCAGGUGCAGGUGACAUGAAAUCGACUUCAGCUGCAAUUCACACACUGAAUGGGCUUGUGAUUUUCAGUACAUCACGCUCACAGAAAUGCAUCAGCUUGUCUUCAACAGAAGCUGAAUGGUACUCAGCAAGCUCAGGUGUUUGUGAUGCUUUGUACUUGCACCACAUCGUGUCAUUCAUCACUGAUGACGAUGUGGACCCACUGACACUUCAUGUUGACAAUUCAGCUGUGAAGAUGCUGUCUUUGAAACAAGGGGCUGGCAGAUUGCGUCACAUCAAGGGCCGACUUCUUUGGCUUCAAAGCAAGGUUGCCAGUCAUGAACUCAGAAUCAAACAGGUGAAAACAAUUUUCAACGUUUCAGAUGUGAACACAAAACCGUUGCAGAAAGACAGGUUUCUAGGUCUUUUGUUUUUGCUUGGAUUCACCUCAGAUGGCAAUGAAGUUGGUGCAGAUGAGUUUGCGCGUUUGCAGUCAAAGGAGCUGAUGAAAAACCAAAUCAAGGUUGUCUCUCGUGCGUUGACAGAUGAAACUGGAAUGGAUGAAACAUACCAAAGGAAACAAUCUGGUGUGAAUGCUUUGGCUAAGCAAGUCCUGAGAGUUCUUUCAGUGUUCAGCUUGGUCAACAUGACAGAAGGACUUCAAGUUUCGAGCUCAGCGUUUUCCUUUGAGUUUUGCGGUGAUGUCUACAUGUCUCCAAUUUCAGUUGCCAUGUCAUUUGCGUGGAUGAUUUCAUGGAUGUGCCAGAUGAAAUUUGCACUUGCAGUGAUGCUACUUUUCAGCUGCAUCAACGUCGCAGCUGGGAGUGGAGAAGGAACCAGCAGCCAAGCCUUGAGCCUAGGUUUGAGCCCAAUGGUUUACAUGUGCGUUUUCAUCGGAGUGAUUUGCUUUGCAGUUUCCAGAGUUGCAAGGCAUUUUGAAGGCAGAUCAGAUAGCGAUGAAGUGAAACACUUUUGCAAGAGCCAGACGCUGAAACAGAACCAAAUGAGGAGCAAACUUUCAAUGGUGUGA
Messenger RNA from Cladocopium goreaui, 3072 nucleotides. The record is from the annotation of a GenBank genome assembly. NCBI's taxonomy places the organism in Eukaryota, Dinophyceae, Suessiales, Symbiodiniaceae.